This is a messenger RNA of Phasianus colchicus (ring-necked pheasant), 3999 nucleotides long. It is a transcript of the gene AHR, whose product is annotated as aryl hydrocarbon receptor. Gene Ontology annotation, molecular function: nuclear receptor activity; transcription cis-regulatory region binding; protein dimerization activity. Gene Ontology annotation, biological process: xenobiotic metabolic process; regulation of transcription by RNA polymerase II; response to xenobiotic stimulus. NCBI's taxonomy places the organism in Eukaryota, Metazoa, Chordata, Aves, Galliformes, Phasianidae. Gene Ontology annotation, cellular component: nucleus; aryl hydrocarbon receptor complex. The record is from RefSeq and is a predicted model, not a curated record.
CCCCGGCCGGCGGCGGCGGCGGUGCGGGGCGCUGGAGCCGCGGCAGGAUGAACCCCAAUGUCACCUACGCCAGUCGCAAGCGGCGGAAACCUGUGCAGAAAAUAGUAAAGCCAUCUCCAGCUGAAGGAGUUAAAUCCAAUCCCUCCAAGAGGCACAGGGACCGUUUGAAUGCGGAGUUGGAUCGCUUGGCAAGCCUUCUGCCCUUCCCUCAAGAUGUUAUCGCCAAAUUGGAUAAGUUGUCUGUGCUUAGGCUCAGCGUCAGUUACCUGCGAGCCAAGAGUUUUUUUGAUGUUGCAUUAAAAUCUUCAAACUCUACAAUACUAGAAAGAAAUGGCAUUCAGGAAAACAGAACAGGAAAACUUGGAGAGGGGAUGCAGAUCCUGGAAGGAGAGCUCUUACUGCAGGCAUUAAAUGGAUUUGUAUUAGUUGUGACGGCAGACGCUCUGGUUUUUUACGUCUCAUCUACUAUCCAAGACUACCUGGGUUUCCAACAAUCUGAUAUUAUACACCAGAGUGUAUUUGAAUUGAUUCACACUGAAGACAGACCUGAGUUUCAACGUCAGCUACACUGGGCACUAAAUCCUGCCCAGUCUUCAGAUUCUGGACCAAGUGUGCAAGGAGAUAAUGGCUUUUCACAGCCAGCAAACUAUUAUAACCCAGACCAACUUCCUCCAGAGAAUUCUUCCUUUAUGGAAAGGAAUUUCAUCUGCAGAUUACGAUGUCUCCUGGAUAACUCAUCUGGGUUUCUGGCUAUGAAUUUUCAAGGACGAUUAAAGUUUCUCCACGGACAAAACAAGAAAGGGAAGGAUGGUACUGCAUUGUCUCCUCAGCUGGCUCUGUUUGCAGUAGCUACUCCCCUGCAACCACCUUCCAUCCUUGAGAUACGAACCAAAAACUUCAUCUUCAGAACAAAACACAAACUGGAUUUCACACCUAUUGGCUGUGAUGCAAAAGGAAAGAUUGUCUUGGGAUACACUGAAGCAGAGCUGUGUAUGAGAGGAACAGGAUACCAGUUCAUUCAUGCAGCUGAUAUGCUUUAUUGUGCUGAAAAUCAUGUCCGAAUGAUGAAGACAGGUGAGAGUGGAAUGACUGUCUUCAGGCUUCUAACCAAAGAAAAUCGGUGGGCCUGGGUACAGGCAAAUGCACGCCUUGUCUAUAAAAAUGGAAGACCAGAUUACAUCAUUGCCACGCAAAGACCUCUUACAGAUGAAGAAGGAGCAGAACAUCUACGGAAGCGUAACAUGAAAUUGCCCUUCAUGUUUGCCACUGGUGAGGCUGUGUUAUAUGAGGUAACUUUCCCCAUGUCCAGCUUAUCAGAUGCCUCUCAGCCAAGGAGUAAAACCACCACAGGAAAAGGAGGCAAAACUACAUUACACGGGGAUUCUGUGGAUCCAAAUUCCCUUCUAGGUGCCAUGUUAAGACAAGAUGAGUCUGUGUAUCUCUGUCCUCCAGCAUCACACAAACUUUCCUUUGAGCGGAACUUCUUUGCAGACAGCAGGGAUGAACUGAGUGGUGUUGUUAGCAAUGACUGGACAGAUAGUCUCCUACCUGCUGGAAGUCACAAUGUUCUCAAGCAGGAACUAAUGGAGUGUUCCCAGGACAGCAGUGUGCCACUUCCUGAAGACAGUGCAGCGCUCUUUCAAGAUAACAAAACAAAUGAUUUGUACAGCAUCAUGAAAAAUCUGGGUAUUGACUUUGAAGAUCUAAAGUGUAUUCAGCAGGAUGAGGAGUUUUUUAAAACUGAACUAUCUGGUAUGGAUGAUAUUGGGGACAUCGACAUAACUGAUGAAAUCCUGACUUAUGUGCAGGAUUCCUUAAAUAAGUCUGACUUCUUAUACUUGGGCUGUAACCAGCAGCAGCAGCCCCUGGUCCAGAAUGCCGGUUGCUUGGUACAGCAAGAAUUAGAUCAGCAUCAAAUUCAUCAGCAUCAGAAACAGCUCAUGGAGCAGCAGCAACAACAGCAACAGCAUCAGCUCUGUCAGAAAAUGAAACACAUGCAAGUCAAUGGGAUGCUCACAAAUUGGAGCUCUGGCACCAGCAUGCCUCUUUGCUCACAGCAGCAGCCCCAGCAAUACACAUUCCCUGGCAUGCAAGCCACGGCUGCUGAGUUUUCUUACAAAUCAGAAGUAAACACUUCACCUUAUGCAUGCAGGCAAGAAUUUGUUCCGUACAAGCAACCCACAGCAAUGAUGCCACAGCUUUCUAACUUUUCCCAAAUGGAAUUCCCUAUAGCAGGACUUGACAGAUCAGCCUAUUCUGCUUCUUCCAACUUGGAGGAUUUUCUUGGUUGUUUGCAGCAGGUCCCUGAAAAUCUUGACUGUGGGAUAAACUCUGAGUCGGUUAUGCUAACCCCCCAAACAUGUUAUGCAGGUGCUGUUUCUAUGUACCAGUGCACACAAGAAGCACAGCCAAACUGCAUGGAUCAAAUGCAAUAUGAUCCCAUGAUGGCAAAUCAGCAAACAUUGUUAAACAAGUUCCAAAAUGGUUUCAAUGGAGGAAAUGUAAAUGAAGCAUAUCCCUCUCAGUUAGAUGUGAUAAGUAAUUCACAGACUGCCACACAUCUUCAACCUGUUCAUCAUCCAGCAGAGCCCAGAUCCUUCCCAGAUUUGGCAUCUAGUGGAUUUAUGUAAUUCAGAUCUAGAGCUCCAUCUGUGAUUUUGUCUGGGUAUCAGGCUGCUCUGAGGAAAAGCUUGAUAAGUCUGUCUUUCAACAUUGGACUUCAACAGCUAAAUUAGAUUUUGAAAAGGUUGAUUGCACUAUGUACUGGUGGAUAUGUAAUCCAAGACCCUAACUUUUUAGGGUGGCAGGUGGAAUUAAAACUCUUGACUUAAAAGUAUGCACGUGCUGUUUUCCAUCAGACUGACUGUGUCAUUGUGAUAUGGAUUACAUAUGUACUAAAGACUAUGUCAUGCUAUACAACAUAAGAUAAGGCAAAUGGUUUUGUUAUUUAGAAAAAUAAUUGGGCACUUUACAAAUAGCAUCAUUGGCACAAGAAAGAUAAUUUCACACUUGGAUUAUUUCCGGACUUCAUGAAAAAAAAAAAAAUUAAAAAUUAAAAAGCUCUGAAUUCAUGAGAAUCAAAAGCACUUCAUUUAAUGCAUACUAAGCUCUUUAAUCACUUAUUUUAUAUGUAAAUCCUUUUGUUUUAAGUCUCCAUUUCUAGCACUUUAAUAGAAGGCUUAAUACAAGGAUAUGAUAUGCAACUUCAGGUUUUCUAUGAAACAGAUCCCUUGCAUUCCUCCUUUUCUUGUCAACCUUAAGUGCCUCACAGUUUAGCUACUUGUUUCUGACAGAAGCUUGUCUUAGCAAAACUCACUAUAAAUGUCAUCCAUAUUCUGUGAACGUUUAUCUAACAUCUACAGUGCUACUGGCUGUAUCCUUUUCUCACCCCAAAGACAAUUUAUUUAGAGUAUGACUUAAUUCUUUAUCUGUGAAUUUGUUACACUAUGAUCAGGAGCUAUUACUGUUCUGAAUUUAGUUCAUCAAAAGAGUUUUGGUUUAUUCUGUACUGCUUUUCUGCUUUCUUCAGGUAAUACAGGGUAUGUUAAAAAAGCAGAUUUUGCUGAGGGGGAAGAGCAGUUCCUCAGGAUUAGUUUUAGAUUAUUAAUGUUGAAAAACAUGUGCCUUAUCUUGUGUUAAAACACUCAUAAUGUUCUUUAGAAAUAAUGCAAGGCUGCUCUAUGCAAAUACUUUCAUUAAAAUGGAUAUUGAAAAGAUUUGCAUUUUAAAUAAGGGGGAAAGGAGUCUCAAUAACGAGUGGUAUUGACACUUUGACCGCAGGUUUCAAUGUUCAUAGUGGGGAAGGGUUCAGUUUGGGUUAAAAUUUUAUUCCUAGCAACUUGCACUGCAACGGGCCGAGAGGCUGUUCCUUUAAUGUAUGUUGGACCCACUUCAAGAGCUUUGUGCAAAAUAUGAAAAUGGGAAAGGAAACAAAAACUCAUUAGAGAAAUUCCGCUUUUAAUUGGUUUGAUUUUCAAGAGGUUAAAAAAAAAAAAAAAA